Messenger RNA from Alosa sapidissima (American shad), 835 nucleotides. Its product is annotated as lipocalin-like. The coding region runs from base 76 to 627 and encodes 183 amino acids. The record is from RefSeq and is a predicted model, not a curated record. Gene Ontology annotation, molecular function: small molecule binding. The transcript is spliced from 6 exons. Lineage: Eukaryota; Metazoa; Chordata; Actinopteri; Clupeiformes; Clupeidae.
GAGACGAGUGCAGUCUCACAUCUCCCACACCAGCCUGGUUCACUCGUCCCCAGAGGAAGCCUCUCCAGCGCUACCAUGACGAUGGCCGUUCUCCAGUUGCUAGGAGUCCUCCUGUGCUCCGCCUUCACCUUCGCCGAGGUUAUGCCCAUGGCUCACUUCGACCUACAGCAGAUGGCAGGAAAGUGGUACAUGGUUGGCUUCGCCACAAAUGCUCAGUGGUUUGUCAACCACAAAGCCAGCAUGAAGAUGGGCAAUGCCAUUCUCACUCCUACUGCAGGAGGUGAUCUGGACCUCACCUAUGCCAACCUGAACUCGGAUGGGUCCUGCUGGAGGAUGACCCACCUGGCCAAGAAGACCGAGACUCCUGGACGUUUCACUUUCCGCAGCCAGCGCUGGAACAAUGACAAUGACAUGCGUGUGGUGGAUGCCAAAUACGACGAGUUUGCCCUCGUCUACACGGUCAAAACCAAAGAUGGCGUUUCUGAGGUCCUGAACAAGCUUUACGGACGCAGUGCUGACCUGAGCCCUGAGCUUCUGGAGAAGUUCAAACAGUUCAGCCUGGAAACUGGAAUUGCCCCCGAGAACGUUGCCAUUCUGCCCCCUAAUGGUGAGUGUGCCGCUGCAUAAAUCCAGCCUGCGAUCCACACACACACCUGUGGCGACUCCUCUAUGCGUUCCCCCUGCUCUACUCUGGAACCUUUGCAAAUGCAUUCCGCACUGUGAUAUGUAACUUCCCUCACUUGUUUCAUACAAUGUAUUCUUUUUUUUUUACAGCUUGUUUUCUAUGUACAUUUUUAAAUAUUUUUGGUGAUAUUAAAAUAAGUGAGAAACACAA